Messenger RNA from Cercocebus atys (sooty mangabey), 6894 nucleotides. RefSeq names its product insulin induced gene 2 (gene INSIG2). The record is from RefSeq and is a predicted model, not a curated record. Gene Ontology annotation, cellular component: endoplasmic reticulum; SREBP-SCAP-Insig complex. The transcript has 7 exons. Gene Ontology annotation, biological process: SREBP signaling pathway; cellular response to insulin stimulus; cholesterol biosynthetic process. The coding region runs from base 4510 to 5187 and encodes 225 amino acids. Lineage: Eukaryota; Metazoa; Chordata; Mammalia; Primates; Cercopithecidae.
UGAUGGGCCUGCAGGGCAAGAGGCUCCGCUUACCUGAGAGGGGUCCGCGAGGUCCAGAAGGGGACUGCGGGAUCGGGGAGGGGUCAUAGGAGGCGUCCAGGCUCCUCGGGCAGUGGAUGAGUGUCUGAGCGGGAAGAAGUCUGGAGGACGGCGGGAAGGGCGAGCCAGAGGUCUGAUGAGGUGGAGGUCAGCGAGCUGUCAAGCAUAGAGCUGCCAGGACUUGGGGGCUUGUAACUUGGGAGAGAAGACUCAGGUUUGGGCCGGGGUUGGAUCCAAAGAAGACAGGUUAUAAUCCACUCAAAAGAUAGGGCAUUGGGUUGAGGAGUAGGACUCUGGCAUUUUGGACUGGAAUUGGUUACCUAUGGAAUAGGUGUUUCGGUAAAGCCAAAGAAUUCUUGCCAGGGCCUGGAAGUGGAUUUGAUGAUAGUUACUGGAUUUUACGGUUGUUUAGUGGGGAUUGGCAAUAUGGAGAAGGAAAGCAGUGUGGAUUAUGGGAGUGGGCGCGAGCAAUGGUGCUAACACCGUGUCCAGUUAACGUUGGAAAAAGUUGUUAAAAGUAUGAUAUUAGCUAGAUACUCUAGGAAAAUAUACCAUGAAGAACUUGCUGUUUUGUAGGAUUGAUGAAGAACUGCUUUAAAAACGAAUGGUUAGGCUUGGCAGCUGGGCCGCUGAAACUGUUUGGUAUCAGUAUUGCGGUGAAGCUGAGGACUGCAGGGGAAUGCGUGCUCCAGUCCUGGUGCAGAAAAAAUAAAAGCAGCCAAACAGUAGCUAGAUGGUGUUUUGUAACUUUUGGAUUUGGCCCUGAUAGUGAACCACUGAAUGAAGGUAGAUGAAGGGAAUGCUACUAAUGGGGGCCCCAAAGAAAACGGAAAUUAGACGUGUACCCUUCCUGUUUUCUCUUGCUCGGUACUGUGUUUUAUCAUUGUGUUAUGUCACAGUUAUCGGUUCAUGUCUGCUAUCCAGUGACCAGGCUGUGAAUCAUGUACCUUUGGGAAAGAGGUUGAUUCUGUUUAACUGACAACUGUUGCUUUUGCAGAUGGUCACAGGGAAAGGAAAGGAUAAAAUGCAGUUCAGUAGUUUAAAGACAGUUUUCUUAGUUCAGACACUUAAAACGAUGGAGUAACUUUUUUAGGCACUGAGAUGUGACAUUUAAAAGCUGUAAGAGACUGUGAAUGCAACUAGCUUACUGGUUUCUGUGUUUGGGUUUUAAUGUUGAGAGGAAAGAGUUGCAGUGUUUCUAAGGCAAAUAUUUCUCUUCUUCCUAGAAACUUUUAACGUUUUUAGCCCAUGAUACAUGUAGAUGUGUUUUUAUUUAGGGAGAAUUAAACUGUUUCAUUGAUUUAACUAUGUUUUUUUCUAAUGUUAGUGCUUAUCCUAUUUCAAGAAUGCUAUUCUAAUUAAGAGAGCAUAUGAUGAAAAGUAUGUGAGGUAGUAAUUCAACUUUAUUGUUUAGUAGCUUAUGUGACCUAAGCACCCGAAGAGACAGGGUUAUCUGAGGGAGUAAAAAUAUUUCUUUUACUGCUAAUCAUUGGAAGAAGAAUGGUCUUGUCAUUUGGUUUUAGGGGGUGUUGCAGUUGUUGCAAUGCAACAGGUUCUUAAGAUUACUGGAAUAUUUUGUAUGUGUGUUUGUUUUCAAACGCUUGUUGCCUCUAAGUUGUUUCAGUGGCCAACAUGAACUUUGAUUUUUAUUCACAAAGCUCAUAAUCACUUAUAACUCUUUUUUUAACCUGAAAGUAAUAAUAUCAAUCCAUUCGUAGGCAGCCAUACACCUGGAUUAAUGUUUUUCCAGUAUUGAUGAUUCAUCACUGAUCUAUGCAAAUUAUUUGAACUGUUUUUCUUUCUGUUUAGUAUUGUACUCUCCAGACAUUUUAGGCCAGGGCUCAAAGUAGAAUUUUUCAAGUUUAGUGGAAAGUUUUUCUUUGUGAAUUGUUGAAAACAUUAUUUUGGUAUUUGGUAGUUUAUCAACAUGAUUUUAAAAACGGUUUCUUGUGUGGCACUUAAAUUGUUUUGUACCAUGUUUGUGAAUGGAAGCAAUGUGGUGAAGCAGAAAGAACUCUAGACAUGGGGUCAGAGUGGGUGGGCCUAGUCCUGGUGCUACCUGGUAACAGUUCUGUGAUCUUAGCAAGUUACUUAACCUAUUUUAUUUCGUAAUAUGGGAACUAACCGCACCUGCCUAUUUACCAGGAUUGUUUUUGAGAAUCUAUGGAGAUACUGUCCUUUAAACAGUAUCUUUAUACCAGAGACUUCUUCCCUGGUCAGCAAAUUAUUUGUCAAGUAAUCUAAAUUUUUCAAAUAUAGAUUUUUAAAAAAAUUUUGGAACCUCAAGUUUAUCAUUAAUGUAAGACUAAUAUUUAAAGAUAUAGAACCACUUUGUUUUAAGAAAAUGGUAUCAGUACAUAAUCAGAAAAACAAACUUCAAAAUAAAUGAAGGGAGCUUACUUUCCCUUGAAAAUAACCCACUCCUCUAGUGUGCAACUGGUAUCAUAAACAUCCUUUUAAAGGAAUUUCAUUGUUGCAUGGUAGGGGGUGAAAUGGUUUUGUGGAAGCCUCUAUCCUGUUGAUGAGUCUGAUCAUUUUCUGGCAUUCACUAUGCAUGUUUGUGGUAAUAAGAACUGAUGGUACUGUCUUAAUCUUGUUACUCCAGUUGACCACUUUGCAUGUCAUUGGCCUUGCUAGUAGAGUGAGAGAACUGUUAGAUUACUGAUUCUUUACUUUGUUUGGAUCAUGGACUUUUUUGAGUACUUGAUAUAAAUUAUGGAACUUUCGUCCCAGAAAAAAAAUGCAUAUAUACACAACUUUUUUGCUUUGUUUUGCACAGGGGUCUCAUACCCAUUGGAAUAGAUGAUCUCCCAGUUCCCUGCUAUUUCUUAAAGCUUUUACUUUUUGUCACCAGUAAUUAUAUACUAUUGUUAUUAUGAUGUAGUUACGAAAUUAGCUUUUUGAAUCUGAUUCAAAUAAACAUCAAACAAAUGUGUUAUUUUUAAGGAGAACUUUUGGGGCAAAGUAGGAAACUGAACAAGCACUGCCAGGAAAGGUUAAAUAAACAGCUGUGGUAGAAAAUGUAAAUAAACAAAGUCUCCAGCUGUCUUGAAAUAGAAUGAAGUAUCUAACAAUCAGUGGCUCUCAUUGUGGUGACAAUUUUGGUUAUCACAAAUAGGGGAGGGGGCAUUUAGUGGGUGAGAGCCAGGGAUGCUAAAUGUUUUACAAUGCUUAGAACAGUCUCAUACAGCAAAGAAUUGUCCUGCCUAAAAUGCCAGUGCCCUUUGACAAAUGCUGGUGAGUGUGAGAUGGGGACUAGCAUGACUGAAAUAGCUUUUUUAAACUGAAGUUGUUUUCCUUUUUAAAAAUACUGUUACACAUAAAAUACCCCUUUCCAUUAAUUCCCUUUUGGAAAAAUCACAAACAGAAACAAAUGAUAUACUAUCUCAAUGUGGGUUACUCAGAAAGUAUGCCCAUCUUCUAGCUACUGUUAGCAGCACAUGAGGGUAGUGUGCUGUGUCUACUGGGAUUUGAGGAAGUAAAGAGUCAACUUGUUCUCAUACAGAGUGUUAGUUUGCUAUUUUUUCUUUUUACUUUAAAACAUAUUUUUACACCUUGAUCUAGUACUUUUAAAGAAAAUUUCAAGGCGAUUGUGCAUUUAUUCGCAUCGUCUUCGUGCAAUUGUAUAGUCACUUACUUAUUUUGGCUUACUACCUUAGAGUGUAUUAUAGUUGAGAUGGUAUUUCAACAUCUAACCAUCUUUUCAGUAACCAAACACCUUUAUAUAGAACCAUGUGCCGAAAAAGAAGUCUGAGCAGUUGAGAUGGAAUGGAAUUCAAGGUAUAGAGGCAAGAGGAUGAGCUUCGGAGUCAAUUAGACCUGAAGUGAAAUUUCAGUUUUGGUACUGCAUGUCACAUGACCAAAAGCAAAUUGCUGAAUCUCUUUGACUUGGUAGCCUCAUCUGUAAAAUGAGGAUGAUAAUUCCUACCUUUGUGAUUGUUUUGAAGAGUAGAGUUACUAUAUGUCUGGCAUGGACUAGGCCCUCCAUAAAUGGGUGCCCUAUAAAGAAUGAUGAUGAUGAUGAUGAAGAUGGAGAGUUCUGUAGCUACUGAACCUUGCCAGAAGCAACCAGAUGAUGAUGAUGAUGAUGAAGGAGAGUUCUGUAGCUACUGAACCUUGCCAAAAGCAACCAGAUGAUGAUGAUGAUGAUGAUGAUGAAGGAGAGUUCUGUAGCUACUGAACCUUGCCAAAAGCAACCAGAUGAUGAUGAUGAUGAUGAUAAAGGACAGUUCUGCAGCUACUGAACCUUGCUAAAAGCAACCAGCAUGCAUGGCAUGCUCAUAUGCCUGGAUUCCACAGCAAGGAAUGGUCUGCAGGACCAGGAUUUCUGGUAGGUCCUACUUUAGGACAAGAUGUGGUGGUACUGUUGAAGCGUCAGUCUUUGAUUCACAGACACUUGAGCUUUUCAGCUGGGAAGCCUUUCCUUUUUUUUUUUUUUUUUUUUUAACGGCUUACUGAACUUAUGAAACCAUGGCGGAAGGAGAGACAGAGUCACCUGGGCCCAAAAAAUGUGGCCCAUAUAUCUCAUCUGUCACUAGCCAGAGUGUGAACUUGAUGAUUCGAGGAGUAGUGCUAUUUUUUAUUGGAGUAUUUCUUGCAUUGGUGUUAAACUUACUUCAGAUUCAGAGAAAUGUGACGCUCUUUCCACCUGAUGUGAUUGCAAGCAUCUUUUCUUCUGCAUGGUGGGUACCCCCAUGCUGUGGCACGGCUUCAGCUGUGAUUGGGUUAUUAUACCCCUGCAUUGACAGACAUCUAGGAGAACCACAUAAAUUUAAAAGAGAGUGGUCCAGUGUAAUGCGGUGUGUAGCAGUCUUUGUUGGUAUAAAUCAUGCCAGUGCUAAAGUGGAUUUUGAUAACAACAUACAGUUGUCUCUCACACUGGCUGCACUAUCCAUUGGACUGUGGUGGACUUUUGAUAGAUCUAGAAGUGGUUUUGGCCUUGGAGUAGGAAUCGCCUUCUUGGCAACCCUGGUCACUCAAUUACUAGUAUAUAAUGGUGUUUAUCAAUAUACAUCUCCAGAUUUCCUCUAUGUUCGUUCUUGGUUACCAUGUAUAUUUUUUGCUGGAGGCAUAACAAUGGGAAACAUUGGUCGACAACUGGCAAUGUAUGAAUGUAAAGUUAUCGCAGAAAAAUCUCAUCAGGAAUGAAGAAGGCAAAAAAUAUCUUUUGUACAAAAAAACAAGAUGAAAAGGAUGUGAAGUGGUAGAUAUACCAACAAAACUUCAGACUGUAAAAUUGCCAGGAUGCAGUUUUUCCCUUGAUUGGCAUGUGUGUAUAUAUGGAUAAAUAUACACAUAUACACACACAUAUUACUGCAAUCUGUGAUUGCUUCAUCUGUAAAUCAGUUGCAAACCUUUACGUAUUUGACUUAAAUAACUGUAAGAUAUAUAUGUACUACAUUAAAAAAGUGUUGAUUAAUAGAUGAAAUUUUUAAAUUAAUUUUUUAAACAUGCCACACAUUGUUUCACAAUGUUAAUGUGCCAAAAUAUUGUUCCUGUCAUGCAGAGUAUAGGAAUGCUUUGAACAAUUUGUAAACUUAGUGAAAUAAAAUAAGAAAGCCAAAAACAAACAAAAAGCAUAUGGGGAGCUGGUAUUUUCUCUUUAGCUUACUGUUGUGCCUUUUUAUUUUUCUAAUCACAGCAGUAUGAGUUAUGAGUGCCCUAAUUUGUGGUUAGUUUCUAAUUUAAUGCUGUUUCAUGGAGUUUGGAAUGUUUUGAUACAGGGUGAGAAUGGACUUCUGGUUUCAAACCUGCAUUACUGGAGACAGCCCAAAGAGUAAUUUUCUGUUUUGACAGAUCUUACUGGAAGUACAUAUGCUAAGCAAAAGAGGUUAUCAGCAUUAAAUUGUUUUGGUUCUAAAUUUGGAACACUAUAUAUAAUUAAAAGUAAGGACUACUAGAGGAUUUAAUUAGAAUAAAUACAUGUUUUGGAAAUACAGUGACCUCUUGCAGUGCCACAAAAGUGCAGAGUGGUAUUAGCUGUCAUCUGCAAUACAGAAUCUCAUUGCUUUUGCACAUGGAGCAUAUAGGAAACUCCAAACAGAUCAAAAUGAGGUUUCUAAUUCUGUUGGGUUCUGUCAUCUAUUGGGUUCUAUGAAGCAAACCACUGUAGCUUUAGCUGGGUUCGGUCAUAUGACUCAUUGUUAGUGGAAUGCCUAGUUUUUCAUCUUAUAUGCAGUCUGGGGAGUAGAUGGGUACAUAAUUUCUUAUGUAUUCGUGUGUCCAUUAGCGAAUAGUUCAAGUCUGUUUAAGAAUGUUUUGAGAUGGCAUUCUCUGCAUGUUAAAGAUCUUAAUGGCAACCAGCACCUCUUAAGUAUGGUUUAAACAUAUUCUUAGCUAAAUUUUUUCCAUUAGUUUUUGAAAUUGAUGGCAGUUGUCUGAUCCACAAGGGCAAGAUCUUCUGAGUACUCUGGAGUGUGUGUAUGUGUGCAUGCAUGUGUGUGUUGGAGUGAGUGAGUGAAUGUGUCUGUGCAUGUGCCCAUGCUUUCCUAGAAUGUCAAGUAGAUAUUUUUACAUUUUGAGUUUUAAAACAAUUGCUAUCAGACUGAGAUCUUGUAUGCCAAACUUUAAUCUGCUUUUAUGUUUUCAGGCUGAAGGUGUGAAAAUCCUAAGAGGAUUUCAUAUUGAAUAUGUGUACACAAUCUUAACUAUUGUGGUGGAAAACAUACUACUAUAAUUUAUUAUUAUAUCUUCCAGAUAAUGUUAUUCAUUUAGAACAAAUAAGGUAUAUUUUUUAGAAUCAACUUUGUAAGCACUAUAAAAUCUUUAAUAAGUUAUAAGAUCUAUGAUGUGUUUACCUUAAAAAUUGCUGUUGAAAGCAACAUGUAUUAAAUACAUAAUUAUCAUCUGGGUUAA